This is a messenger RNA of Thamnophis elegans (Western terrestrial garter snake), 10929 nucleotides long. RefSeq names its product glutamine and serine rich 1 (gene QSER1). The transcript is spliced from 13 exons. The record is from RefSeq and is a predicted model, not a curated record. The coding region runs from base 1854 to 7094 and encodes 1746 amino acids. Lineage: Eukaryota; Metazoa; Chordata; Lepidosauria; Squamata; Natricidae.
CACCCCCUAGAGUUGGGAACAACUAGCACAUAUGUGCAAGGGAAACCUUUACCUAACAACCAGUUUUUCCCCCCAUGGCAAUCUGUUCCUAACCUGGUUCGUCAAGUUGUCCAAAUGUGAUUGUGACUACCAUUUUUGCUUCUCACUGAAGAAUGACAGAAAUGUGUCUUCAAUUUUCAGCCCACAUAAAGGAAUUCUAAGGAAUGCUUGGCACUGCAGUUUACCAAUCUUUGUUCUGAAAGAAAAUGCUAGAUGCCAAAGCUUUGAGUCACUUAAAUAUUUAUCUACCAUAUUGACUUAUACAAGCUUGCUAGAAUUGCCAUAGGAGCCAUUUCUGCAGACCAUUCUACAACAAUUUAAAUCCUUUGUUGUCCACCUUUGUCAAAAUAAUGAAAUGCAAAAUAGUUUAAUCUAUUUCCUCUGCACAAUACAUAACGGCAAUGUUGUAUCUCAAAGUUUGUGUCUUCCUUUUCAAUGAAUAACUUUUAAUUCAAACUUCCAUAUUUGAAAGUACAAAUUACUCUACAUGCCAGAAUAAGUAUACAAACUUUCCUCAGGUGUUAAUCUCAAACUCCUUUUAACUGCAUUUCCUAGGCACCAACACAAAAGUUGGAAGCCAGUAGUAAUAGUUCUGUGCUAAAAAGAUGCAUCUUAUUUUUUUCAGCAUUCAUUUUUACAUUAUCUUGUUAUUGCUACUUAUAAUUAUCAAACAUAAAUACAAAAAAUGUUGAGUUGUAGCACUCAAGCACAGAAAUAUGAUGAUUCAUUGUGUAGCAGUCAAGCACAGAAACAUACAGUGAUUGAUUCAGGAGAUAGGAAGAGGAUUAUCCUAAACAUUGGACGCAUUUAAAACACAAUUUAUGAAGUUCCAUUGUUCAGGUAUUUUAUCUCACACACAUUCUGAAAUAGUAAAUAUAUAUGUAAAGAAAACUUUCCACACACAACUUUGUUUUGAACUUUCAGACAAGUUAUCUUGCCUGGAUUUUCCAUCAUGCAUAGGUAUACCUAAUAAAGAGACACUAAGAAUUGCAAUCACGUGUCUAGUAUGUGUAUACAAGCAAUUUAAGAAAUUUAAAGCAUACAUAAAUAGGGGAAAGUGAAAAUGUAUCGUUUUAAGAUGACAAGCUACGUGGGUCACGAAGCCAUUUCGCGCGUUAUUUUGUUAGCCUUUUGUUAGAGCAUUUCAUCAUACGCGAAGGCGUAAAGCUACUACACAACCGUCUACAAAUCCCAGCAAAGCUUUUCAUGGACAGGCGUUGCAGAGAUGGAAACCGCGGGAACGGAGAGGACAUUCCCCCCCGCCCCGCCGCCGCUUCAUUUCGCCACCGCGGGAACAAAGUGAGUUGGAGCAGCAAUCCCUUCGCGCUCCCGCUCAGCGACCUUCUCCUCGCUGCAGGCGCCCUCUUCUUUUCUCCUGCUACGGCUGCAACUCCAGCAUACCGGCCGCAGCAGGAAGAGCAGCAGCGGCGGCGGGCGGCGUUUCUCGUGUCCUGAAGCCGAUCGGGCCCCCAGUCAAUUGGAGCGGAGUGGGAGGGGCAGCCUGGGAAAGCCACAGCCCGACAUGGGUCUUCGGCGAGGUAGCUCGCAGCCCUUGCUGCCAACUUGGCCGCGGCGCACCGCAGCUCUCCGGGUUCCAAGCCGCUCUCCCGCCUCUCGCAGCGGAAAUUGAGGGGAGGACCGGGUGGGGGGGUGGCCGCCGCCGCAGCUGCCCUCCUCCUGUGAGCGGGAAGGGGGAGUCGUCCCACUCUACUCGGUCCCUGUAGCCUACCCCCCCUCCCCUCUCCGCCCCGGUUGGCCGCUUCUUACGCGCCAGGCCCCGAGCGCAGCCCGGCGUCCCCUCCUUUCCCACUCGGAUGAUGGACAGGAACUACCCACCAGCCCCCAGCUACCCUGAUCCAUUGGGUUCGGCCGCCUCCGCGUCUUCGCAACCCGCCACCGUCUGGGCCUAUGAACGGGGCGUCAGCAGCCUCAAGCCCAGUUUAAACUAUGGAGGAGGACAUUCAUCACACUCUGAAGCGGAUCUUCUUAGACAAACAUAUGCAGCUUCUCAGCAGCUUCCUGUGUACACUACCACACCCCAUCCUUCUGGUCUUCCUGGAAUUUUUGAUAAUUCUACGCACAGUAGCAAUAGCAACACUAAAGAAGCAUCGGUUAUGAAUUUUCUCUCUGCAAUCGAAUCUCGCAAUACUCAAACUGUUUCUUCGGGAACAACUCUUUUACCACAAUUUAGGGCGCCUACAUGGCAACCAGCAGGCAUGCAUCCAUCAUCUGACCUUUUUGUUACUGGAGCCCUGCCAACAUCUGGAACCUUUCCAUCAACCUCAGUUUAUCAACAUCCCAAUGCUUUUAGCAGUAGAAACUUUGUUACUACUCCUUCUUUAACACUUCAGGAUACAACUUUUAGUCCAACCUCAAAUGGGCUUCUAACUGCUCAUGACCCCUUAUUGCAGAUCAAGACACCCCAAGGCACAGUUCCCCCUGCACUGACUUUUGACCGUCUGGGCAGUUACGUUUUAAGUACCAGCAUACCACCACAAUCUUCAACAUACCGUUCUGCUCAAGAGUCUGCACCACAUCUCCUACAGCCACAGUUCAGUCUAUUGCCUUCGUCACUUGGUGGAGGACCUCAGCAGACUCCACAGGUGUAUAACUCAACUCUGUUUACUGGUUCUACUGCCUCCAUUGAAAGAGCACUGCAGCGCGAAUGUAGUGUAAUUAAACACCAUCAGCGGCCUUCAAACACACAGUCUGUUCAGGCACAACUGACUAGUUCACAGCAUUCCCUACAGAACUAUUUACCAAGUACAGAUGAAUCUGAUUUUCAGGAUGCACCCCGCCCAUCAACUUGUAGCCCAGCUGGCGAUGCUACUCAGGUGAGCAGUAGUGGCCCACAGCAGAAAACCUCUCAGGUUUCAGUGGAACUUUCACAGUCGUAUGCAUCAGCAGUUCCAUCACCAGGUUUCCAAUCUGUUUCCACUACAAAGGUAAAACAGUGUUCUACAAAGCAACCAACAAGGUCAACAAAGACACCUAAACCACAAAGUGCAGCCCCUUCUGUACAGACACAAAGCUAUUCCAAAAUUGCACACAACCAGAACUCUGUAAUAUCUGGUCAAGCACAAAUCUAUUCUACAGCACAGCUCCCAAGUCUCCUCUCAGUAAGUCAGUCACAAAAUUAUAUUUCAACACAGUCACAGAAUGUGCCACCUGUUAGUCAUGCGCAAGUAUUCUCAGCCAUCAAGACUGAGAAAUUGCCAUCACUAUACAAAACACUUUCUUUUGCUGGGCAAUCAGAAGUUACUACGUCCGAAAGCCAGGCACUACCAUACACUUCUGAUCAACAGGUAUUAACCUCAGUUUCAAAUACCUUCUCUGGGCAAACAAGGGAUCUUUCUUCUAGCAGCCAGUCUGAAAAUUAUUCUUCUAGUCAUUCUCAGGGUAUGUCAACAAUUAGCCAGCCACAGAUUAGCUAUUCAUCUCAGUCACAGGUCUUGUCAGUUGUUAGUCCUUCGGAAACAUUUUCUUCUCAUAUUCAAAACUUAUCAACUACAAGUCCUCCUCAGAACUAUAUUUCAUUGCAUUCUCAGGUACAAGAAUCAUCCUCUUCACAAUCUCAAACAUUUUUGCCAGUUGUACAGUCAACUCCUUUUGAAGUAACACCUAAUUCACCAGCAUUGCAGAACAAUAGAUCUUCCUCAGAUACAAAGUCAUACAUUAAAAGGAAAUCUGAUCCUAAUUUGUAUCAAACAUCUAAACAAGAUGAUCAGUUUCCAAUGCAUAAUUUUCAGGCACUGCAACAGCAAGCAUCUCUUGAUUCCUCUCCUCAGAGACUUACUGACGGUGAGAUUAAUGCUCAGGAUACAACUUAUAAAGUUUCCAAAGCAGAUAAUCGCUACUCUCAAAGUGUAAUCAGAAGUAACUCUCGUCUUGAAGAUCAAAUUGUUGGGCUUACUUUUCAAGGGUCAAAAAAAGAGGAAAUCAUGGUUAAUUCUGUAACACAAAUCAGCCAUAUUACCAAUACAGGGAAUCAUGAUAUUAAAAAAGCAGGUAGUUUACUGUCAACAGCACAAGUAAAUGCAGACAGUAAAGAACUUAACCAGCAAGAGUCUCUUAUGCACAAGGUACAUGAAGUUAAAGUCUCAGAGCAACAGAUUCAUGCUGUUAGUUCACCAUCUCAGCUUCAUACUCAGCCCAUACGACACAGCCAUCAGCUAAGCCUGCCUACUUCACAGGUACUUCUAGAAUCCCCCUGUGAUUUACAAAUGCUUCAGCAGUCAAUAUUGCAAUCUGGUUUAGGAUACACAAAAAGUGUUCCACAAGUGCAGCACAUUAUGAAUUCUCAGCAGUAUCUACAAGUGGAUGGUCAUAUGAUUCAAGGUAAUGGAAGGCAUUCUCAGGAGCAGCUUCAUUCACAACACACUGAAGUUUUGAAAGUUAACCUUUCUGAACCAUCAAAGCCAUUACAGCAUCAUAUGACACCCAAAGAUCAUUUUGGACAACCAAAUCAUGAGUCUAAGAAUCAAUUUGUUCCCCUUAGUUCUGUAUGUUUUCCAGAAUCUGUACUUCUCAAUGAUGAAAGGAAUAUAUUGUCUAAUGUAGAUGAUAUCUUAGCAGCCACAGCUGCAGCUUGUGGAGUAACACCAUCUGAAUUUGCAAAAUCAACUGCCAAUGAGGAAGAAAUUCAAUCAGUUGAAAAUGGAGAUAUUCCUAAAUCUCAAUUUCAUACAAUAGAUGUCAGACACCUGACUCCUAGCUUCAACUCAUCCCCUGCACUUCCUGGAAAGCCACUUAAUAAUAUUUCUUUAAAUGGAGGCCAUGUUACCCUAAAUUUAACAGCAGUGCCUGCAGAUCAGACAAAAGAUAGGAACCUUGACCAACAACACAUUGAGAUUUCUGCCCAAGGUGUUCCCACUAGAAUUACAACAGUUGAAAUUGAAAGAAGGCAGGAACAGGUUUCUAGUCAAGUUAAGCAACAGUCCAGCACCAGGAGUGAAUCUGAAGCUAAAAACAAUGUUCAUAUGGAUGGACCAUUAAACAUUAAAGAUAAAGACCUUAUUUCAAGUAGGACUCUAAAUGAAGAGAUUACAGUGUCAAAAACAGAUUAUAGCAUGGCAAGUGACAAUGCUGAUGUUCCACUGCAACAAAUACCUAUGCAGCAUCCAAGAAAUGAAAAUGGUAAUAAUACUGAAGACAAGAGCCAACUUUUUUCAGAAGAGGACCCUCAAAAGCAAAAGGACAGAGGACAGAAUCAAAUUAAAAAUGUCAAUGAAGUUGAUACAAAUCAGAAACUAUUGAAACGAAGUGGGCAGUGCAAACGUCAGAAUUCAAGAGGCAUUGAUGCCAACUCUCCUGUUCCUGAAAACUGUCAUGAAACUUACCAACAUCAAGAAAAAAUGAGGCAGAAAAUUAAAGAGGUGGAAGAAAAGCAGCCAGAAGUGAGAACAGGAUUUAUUGCAUCUUUUUUAGAUUUCUUAAAAUCUGGACCCAGACAGCAGUUUUCAGCACCUGCUAUCCGUGUUCCUAAUCGUGUAAGAAGACCUGUCACCCCACUUAUUAGAGUACCAACAGCGACUUCAUCUUUUGAUAGCUUUGCUGAAAAUUCAGUUAAGAACAAUUAUGAAGAUCCUAAGAUAAAGUCAGAAGCCCUGCCUUAUUUUUCUUUUGAUAACGAUAAUGUGAGGAACAACAAAGAUUACCAAAAGAGCAUAUAUUCUCCUUUAUCAUCAUCUGAUACAAAGAUAAAGUCAGAAAUUGACAAAACAUAUUCUCAAGCCAUCACUAAUACUGUCGUAAAGAAGGAAGCUUCCCAAAUGACUGUUACGGUGACAGAUCCUCAGGUAAAAACCUGUGCAGCACAAUUUAAAACGGAGAGUGUUCUUACAGAGCCGUUAGCAAAACCUCAAGUAUUGGUUGCAAUAGAAGGAUAUACUGAAGAUGACCAUGGAGACAGUGACGGCGAAGGCAUAUACAGAGAACGUGAUGAAUUUGUAGUGAAGAUUGAAGAUAUAGAACCACUAAUGGCUGCUUUUAAAAGAGGAGUGGAGCCUCCAGCCAUCUGGAAAGUUCAAAAGGCUUUGCUGCAAAAAUUUGUACCUGAAGUACGAGAUGGACAAAGAGAAUUUGCAGCGACUAAUAGUUAUCUUGGAUAUUUUGGAGAUGCAAAAUUGAAGUAUAAACGAGUAUAUGUGAAGUUCAUAGAAAAUGCAAACCGAAAAGAGUAUGUCAGAGUAUGCUCCAAGAAGCCAAAAAAUUCACCUGUACAGUCUGCAAGAAUUGCUCACUGUAAGCCAAGUAUGAACAUCACUAAAGUUCCUGAUCCCCCAGUGCCAAAAACGGUUACAACAAAAGUUACUUCAGUGAAACCCAAAGCAAAACAGCCAAAGACAAAGGCUGAACCACCACCAAAAAAACGCAAAACAUGGAAAGAAGAAUCACCCUCUACUCUUCAGCCGCAGAGUGAUGAGGAAGACACUGAACCACCAGCACCUAUUGUUGCCCGUUUUUUGAACACCAGAGCUAUGAAGGAAACAUUUAGGAAUUAUAUGGAACUGCUUGUCAGCCUUGCCUUGGAUCCAGAUACUAUGCAGGCAUUGGAGAAGAGUAAUGAUGAGCUGCUUUUGCCUCAUAUGAGAAAAAUUGAUGGCAUGCUGAAUGACAAUAGAAAAAGGCUGCUUUCCAAAUUACAUAUAGAGCGACCAUUCAAGGCUGCUUUGGAAUGUUUUCCUGAAAUGACAGUAAUAACCCGAGAUACUAAAACAAAAAUGGGGGUGAAUGCAGUUUCUAGAAUCAAGAUGAAUGGGAAAGCUUAUAAUAAGAAAACACUGAAAAUUUCCAAAGCAACCACAAAAUUAGCGCAGGAAUUUACUAUAGAUCCAGAAAAAAUACCUUUGUGUUCUUUGUAUCAUUCACUCCAUCAUUACAAAUACCACAUAUUUCUCAGAUGCAAAGUAGAGAUUUCUUCCGUUCAAAAAAAGAAUGCAGAUCUAGGUCAAGAGGAAAUUGUACAGCAGUGCAUGAAAAAUAUAAAAUGGAUAGAAGAUCUCUUUGAGAAGUUUGGUGAACUUUUGAAUCAUGUUCAGCAGAAAUGUUGCUAACAAAUAUUGAUGCAAACGUGACUUUUUUUUUGUUCUGUUCUACUCAUCAAAAUAAAAUUAAAAAGGCUGAUAGGCUGGUCACGACAAACUUUAUUUUAGGUCAAAAGAAAUCAUGGUAUUCUGGGUUCCUUGUAUUCUAAUAAGAAAAAAAAAGAUAUGAUGCCAAGCAAAUGGAACUACAAACAAACCUGAAUUUUUAACUUGGAGAAUAUUUUUUCCUAUUUUGUAAACUUUUCUUUUGAAAUAACUUAGGUUUAUUUUUGACAAAUGAUCGAAGCAUGUACUUAAAUAUAUAUAUUUUGGCUAUGAUUAAAAUAACUUUUUAAAUAUCAUGCCAUUUUUUUUUACUCUGAACACUAGGAAGAGUCACAGUGAUGGUAACUGUGACUGAGCUCAAGUAGAGUCUCGAACUUUUUGCAGAGAAAUCUUAAUAGGACAAGAACUACUGUGUGUGAAUAAUCUCCAUCUACAUUCAAGAAUACCAUUCUCCUUUACGGACUCCAAUUACUGAUGUUAUGUUCAGGAAACUCAACAUGGAUUUGGUGCAAUCCUAUGACUGCUAUUUUGUGACAGAUUAUAUUAUAAUAAAAAACAAUUACCUUAAUUAUUUUCCCUAGGUCUUGAAGAAAGACAUAUUUUUUCCUUACAUUUGUGUCCUUUAUUUUUCCCUUUUGGAAAGAAAUCAAUUGUACAUUUUAUCCCACAAUUAGUUGUAUUUUUCAGAGGAAAAAGUAUUGUGGCUUAAAAUUGUUUCAUGUACUCUUGUAAUACAUUUCCAAUUGUUUUUUUGUUCAUUUUAUAUAUUAAUUUCAUAUUGUAAAGUAUGUAUCUUGAGAUUAUCUUUGUUUAUACAGGUUUGCUUCAGUGUUAACCAUGAAUGAGACAUAUUAGACUUCAUAAGUUUGCUUUAUGUAUGGUUAUAUUGACAGAUUGCAACUUAUUUUCUGAUAAAUGAAAUAUGAUUUUUGUCUUAAAACUGCUUGAUUAAUAGAACAUUUCAAUAAACGGCUACUACAUUGGUCUUCAGUAAAGUGAGGAUUAGCAAUUGACCAGGCUAUAUGCAAUGUUGAAAACAAUUGAGUUUUUUAUUUUUGUUAUUUAGAAUUGGUAAUGGCAGAACUGUUUGUUUCUUGGUGCCUUUUCAGAGUCUCAGGCAUCUUUUGUAAAUGACUUUCUCUGAUUAAUAAUUUUUCAGUAGGAAUCAGUAGUCCCACUUAAGUUACAAAUGGGCUAUACUUGCAUCAAUAGGAAGGUUUUUUUUUUAAUUUGCUAACAAAAUGCCUUACCUCAGCCAUUGAUUCAAUAUGUGCAGGACUUGUUAUUUAGAUUUUGUGAAAGUGGAGAUCCUGUACUUCCAUCAAAUAAUAUAUAAAAACAAUUCAAUUCCUUUUUCACUGCCACUUAGUGCCUUAAUUUCAGCCAAGAAAGCAGGUUUCCUCAUUCAUUAGCCAAUCAGGAUAUUAUUAUAUGUAGUGUGAUGUAUUUUCUUUAGUUAUACAUGUGUUCAUGCACCUUAGAUAUGUAAAAUGCAGUGAAGGGCUGUGUUCAUGAGCAAUUAAACUAGGAUUUCAAAACAUCAAAGAAGAGCAUUUUGUUAAUGUGUAUGUUAUGUUGGACAACCUGCAUAUUUUCAAAAUAUGUUUUCAUGUUAUUGGAAGUAGUAUUCAUUUCAUUCCUCUGAUGGGUUCAUCAAAAUACUGAUAGAAAUUGGUAAUUGGACUUCAAGAUUUUAUUACUGCACUUGCCUUGAAAAAAGUUAAGUUGUGGUACUAUAGUUAUGAAACUAGAGUUAACACCUUGUGCUAAGAUUAAGCUGAAACAAAGAAAACUACUGGUAUAUUAUGGCCUAGCACAACAGCCCAAAAAUACUGUAUUUCCACUGAUCCUAUGGAAAAUUUAAAGAUACAUAAUUAUAUAUUAUUAAGAUUUCCUGCUUAAGGAAAAUUUGUCAAAUGCAUCUGGUUACAAGCAAUAAGCCAGUACUGCUUGGAAGUGGGAACAGCGUAUGGAAAUAAAUAUACUUCAUUCUUACCUUAAAAUUUCAAUCAUAUUUAUCUGGAUACAAGUCUCAUUUAUUUAUAGGAAUUUUUUUUUGUACCAGAUCAGUAGGACAGCAGUAUAAGAAUACUGUUCUGUAUUUUUUUUAAAUGGAACUUUUGUUUCUGCUAUAGCUUACUUAUUGGGGACAAGUAUUUAAAGAAGACAUCGCUUCCAUAUUAAUUUCCAAUUAAUUAAUUAAUUUCUAAAAUAUUUCAAUUGAACGUUUAUAAAUGCAAUCCAAAAAUAUUUCUUAUACCAUCAAUUUAAAACAUAUCUUGAAAAAGCUUACAAACAGAAGAUGUAGAUGGAGUAUGACUGGUUUGUCAAUUAUAACAUAUACUAAACUAGCAAUUAAAAUAACACAAUGGACUUAGUUAAUAAAACCUUUAAAAUGUGAUUUUUUUCAUAUUUCAAAGUCCUAUCAUUUCACUUCUCACCAAUUCUUAAACCAUCUUUGAAUCAAUUCCAUUCAAUGAACUAAAGAGACUUUCAAGUUCUAAUUUCAGACUGCAGUCUUACAACAGUCUCUUCAACUUUAUUAAAACCAAUAGAACUUAUUUAUUGGUUAUGUAACUAUACUGCUGUAUCAGAUGUUUGUUUUAAUUUUAGGUGGCAACUGUCAAAAGAUGGCGGAUAGCUUCUAAGGAUCAUGGAAGUAAAUAUACAAGUUUUUAUGUUUUAAUAAAUCAGAGAUUUAUUUAAAAAAUCCCCCCAGUGUUUCACACAGAGACUUAGCACAGUAUUUGAGGAGAUUGUUAUAAAUUAAUUUAUGCAAAUUAUAAGGUCUCUGAGUAUUGUCAUGGAAAAGAAAAUGCAUUUUGAAAGACAGCUACCAUUGUCUUGGGUAGCAUAUUUUGGGAAUAAAUUUGUGGUGAGGACCAAAAAUGUUUCUGGUACUAUUGCUCAUAGUCACUGAACUUUUUGUUGAAAAUCCUAGUAAAUUUAAUGGGAUCUCCAGUAAUCACUGAAAUAUAUACAAACCUGUCAUAGUAGAUUCCACAGCGUUUGUUUUCUGGUGGUAUUCAAAAAGUGCAACAAUUUAGGAUAACAGCAAAUGAAAGGACAAAUUUGUAGCUACAAUCAAUUUUAUUUUCAUUCAUUUAUUCAAAUUUAAUUUUUGCAAGGCCAUUUUUAUCCACAUCAACAUUUAAAGCAUAUUACUUAGAAAUUUAAAACUUAAGUACAGUCCUUAUUCUGAAAAAAAAGUUCAACAUUCCUUCUUUAGAGAAUUAUUAGCACACUCACAAAAGUAAAGUAUCUAACAGUGCCUCACCUAAACAUGGAAGUAACUGGGGUUUGAUUCCAAAUUAAUAUUUUUAAAUAGAGUUUUUCUGUUUAAGCUGAAGUACUGGUAAUAAUUUUAGGUAUUGUGCAAGAUCAAAAUAGCUAAUUUUCUCAAAAGAAUAUAAUAUCCUAAUUUCACAGUUUGUUAAAUUUAACAUUUGAAUUUGUCCUCCAAUAUAAUUUAGCAUCUGGUUGCAAUGAGAGAAAACAAAUUAAUUGAUAUUCUGUACAAAAACUAUUACAUCAUUUUGACAUUUCAGCAAUCACUGUUUUAUGUUCUGAAUUCUAAAAAUGUGAAAUACCUGAUGUUUUUGAUUCCAAAUAUCACUUGUUUUAACAGAAAAAAAAUGGGUUGUACAGCCUGUGCCACCAAAACACAGUAUAAUUUUCUUUUUCCUUUAAUAAUAUAUGGUUAAAAAGAAACUCAAACUGUCUUCCAAUAAAUGGUUGUCAUAGAGAAAAUAUUUUUAAAUAUUUAAAUUUGUACUUCUAUUUAAAGUAAUUUAAAAAA